Molecule: messenger RNA, 435 nt
Organism: Penicillium subrubescens
Lineage: Eukaryota; Fungi; Ascomycota; Eurotiomycetes; Eurotiales; Aspergillaceae
Exons: 2
Coding region: 1-435 (144 amino acids)
Source: RefSeq, a predicted model, not a curated record
AUGGGCCUCGCACAACAUUGGCUGGACAAAAGAGGAGUCAGCAUUGGUGUAAAGAACGUGAAUGGUAUGCUAAAAUGGCUGCAAUCCCCGAUGGUCCGUUUCUACGAGGAAUGGACUUGUGGCGGUCCACCCCGAAAUGGUACAUGCAUCCCGUUCUUGUCCAAGAUUGCGCUGGACGAGGCGGUUGUUGCGGACGAAAGUGCGGGUGUUGUCUACGUCGUCAUGAUUCAUCGCCAAAAGAAAGACAUGAAGGAGCUUUUCGAUCUCAGGGUUGAUACGUGGUAUUCAUAUCGGAUUUUGCUUGCGUCGUCUCAGGGGCUCACGUUUGAGGAUUUGGUCGAGCCGUUGGAUCUUGUUGAGGAAGGUUCAGAUACGGGGACAGAGGCGACAGAGGUCACUGAGGGGGGAUACGUAUCUGUGAGUGGGAAGGUAUGA